Molecule: messenger RNA, 1327 nt
Organism: Orcinus orca (killer whale)
Lineage: Eukaryota; Metazoa; Chordata; Mammalia; Artiodactyla; Delphinidae
Gene: HMGB1
Product: high mobility group box 1
Exons: 5
Coding region: 220-867 (215 amino acids)
Biological process (GO): regulation of transcription by RNA polymerase II
Cellular component (GO): nucleus
Molecular function (GO): DNA binding, bending
Source: RefSeq, a predicted model, not a curated record
GCGAUCCGGAGAGGUCUGCCCGCUUUGGCUCUCACCUAUUUGUUCCUUACGUAGCGCAGAGCCGUGAAUCGGCAGCGUCGCUUUUCUGACCUUUGGUUUUGUUGAUUGAAAACGGGUUUUUUUGCAUUUAAUUCUUCGUUUCUUUUAAAUGACCGGUUGGGUAUUCACCCAGAACAGAUACAGGCAGCGAAGUAACAAGCGCCGUAAAAAUAAUUAAGCAUGGGCAAAGGAGAUCCUAAGAAGCCGAGAGGCAAAAUGUCAUCAUAUGCAUUCUUUGUGCAAACUUGCCGGGAGGAGCACAAGAAGAAGCACCCAGAUGCUUCUGUCAACUUCUCAGAGUUUUCUAAGAAGUGCUCAGAGAGGUGGAAGACCAUGUCUGCUAAAGAGAAAGGAAAGUUUGAAGACAUGGCAAAGGCGGACAAGGCCCGUUAUGAAAGAGAAAUGAAAACUUAUAUCCCUCCUAAAGGGGAGACAAAAAAGAAGUUCAAGGAUCCCAAUGCACCCAAGAGGCCUCCUUCGGCCUUUUUCUUGUUUUGUUCUGAGUAUCGUCCAAAAAUCAAAGGAGAACAUCCUGGCCUAUCCAUUGGUGAUGUUGCAAAGAAACUGGGAGAGAUGUGGAAUAACACUGCUGCAGAUGACAAGCAGCCUUAUGAGAAGAAGGCUGCUAAACUGAAGGAAAAGUACGAAAAGGAUAUUGCUGCAUACCGAGCUAAAGGGAAGCCUGAUGCAGCAAAAAAGGGAGUCGUCAAGGCUGAAAAAAGCAAGAAAAAGAAGGAAGAGGAGGAAGAUGAGGAAGAUGAAGAGGAUGAGGAGGAGGAGGAGGAUGAAGAGGAUGAAGAGGAAGAAGAAGAUGAUGAUGAUGAAUAAGUUGGUUCUAGCGCAGUUUUUUUUUUCUUGUCUAUAAAGCAUUUAACCCCCCUGUACACAACUCACUCCUUUUAAAGAAAAAAAUUGAAAUGUAAGGCUGUGUAAGAUUUGUUUUUAAACUGUACAGUGUCUUUUUUUGUAUAGUUAACACACUACCGAAUGUGUCUUUAGAUAGCCCUGUCCUGGUGGUAUUUUCAAUAGCCACUAACCUUGCCUGGUACAGUAUGGGGGUUGUAAAUUGGCAUGGAAAUUUAAAGCAGGUUCUUGUUGGUGCACAGCACAAAUUAGUUAUAUAUGGGGAUGGUAGUUUUUUCAUCUUCAGUUGUCUCUGAUGCAGCUUAUACGAAAUAAUUGUUGUUCUGUUAACUGAAUACCACUCUGUAAUUGCAAAAAAAAGAAAAGUUGCAGCUGUUUUGUUGACAUUCUGAAUGCUUCUAAGUAAAUACAAUUUUUUUUAUUA